UCAGAGUUCGAUGACGAGGUUGACGAUUCUGACCUCCCCUCCGGACACAUAUGGGCCUACCCAUGCAAGCUUCUCUCAUGUCCCGACUAUGGCAAGUCCUGGCAGCUGCGAAGCAGCUUUCUCGCCCAUUUGCAGGAUCGAGAGGCACAUAUAUCCACAGCAACGACACCUGCCGCACGCCGUUCGAUCGAGUUAGCGUGGCGGUAUGCCACCGAUCCCUAUCUACCGCCUCGAGCGGCCCCAUGUUUUCUUUCCCGAGAAGAUCCAGACGAGCAAGUCUGGGAUUACGGGUUUAAAGAUGAUACUGGCAAGGUCAUAACUGACACGGGCACACUGAAGGAAAUGGAAAUACACAAGGCUGCACUACGCCAG
Mytilinidion resinicola is the source of this 372-nucleotide messenger RNA. RefSeq lists its product as uncharacterized. The annotation marks the transcript as partial. NCBI's taxonomy places the organism in Eukaryota, Fungi, Ascomycota, Dothideomycetes, Mytilinidiales, Mytilinidiaceae. The record is from RefSeq and is a predicted model, not a curated record. The transcript has a single exon.